AGGCACAUUCUUUGUUAGGGAUGAUGUCGUAUCUGAAAGUAAUGAUCAUAUGGAACAUAAUUUGUGUAUCCCUGAUGAUCCUUUCACUGUCCCCGGUUCAAGAAGUGGCUUCUCAAGAUUUAUGGAGCUGUACAGGGAGAUGUGGGGAAGGGUAUUCUAGAGAGCAUGACUGCCACUGUGAUUAUAGCUGCCAACACUACAAGGAGUGCUGCCCUGACUUCAACAAAGUCUGCACAGGUGCUGUCUCCUGCAAAGGACGUUGCUUCGAAGUCUAUCAGAGAGGAAGAGAGUGUGACUGCGACAUAGACUGUAAACGAUAUGGAAAAUGCUGCCCAGACUAUGACGAACACUGUAAAGAAUUACACACAGAAAAGCCAGUGCCCGAGACUCCUCCCCCAAACAAAUCAACAUCUAAAAGGUCAUCCACAGAUGAGGAAAAGAAGCCAAAGGAAGAUAUUGGCACCACAACCAGUCCUCCUCCAACUACAAAACAACCUGAAAUAACAGCCACAGAUGCACCAACAACCCCAAAAGAUGAAGAGACAACUCCUGAAGCCACAGAAGCACCAACAACACCCGGACCUGAAGAGACAACUCCUGAAGCCACAGAACCACCAACAACACCCAAAGCUGAAGAGACAACUCCUGAAGCUACAGAGGCACCAACAACAUCCAAAGCUGAAGAGACAACUCCUGAAGCCACAGAGGCACCAACAACACCCAAAGCUGAAGAGACAACUCCUGAAGCAACAGAAGCACCAACAACACCCAAAGCUGAAGAGACAACUCCUGAAGCCACAGAGGCCCCAAUUACUCCCAGAGUCAAGGAUACAACUUCUAAAGCCAUAGAGACUGUAACCCCCAAAAUUGCGGAAGCAACCUCUGUUGCGACGGAGGCACUGACAACCUCCACUAAAGUCAAAGGGACAACCACUAAAGUCACAGAGAGACCAACAACCUCUAAAGCUGAGGAGACAACCCCUAAAGCUACAGAUGCACCAACAACUCCCAAAGUUGAGGAGACAACCCCUAAAGCUACAGAUGCACCAACAACACCCAAAGCUGAGGAGACAACCCCUAAAGCUACAGAUGCACCGACAACUCCCAAAGCUGAGGUGACAACUCCUAAAGCCACAGAGGCACCAACAACCAAGGCUUAUUUUCCCACCACCCCCAAAGCUGAGGGGAAAACUGCAAGUGCCACAAAGGUGCCAACAACCCCCAGUGAGAAGGAAGUAAUGCUUAAGGCCACAGGUGCUCCAGUAUCCCUAGCUGACUCUCCCACCAUUCCUGAAUUUGAACUAUCUACAGCUGCAGCCACAACUGUUAAACAAGGCACAACUACUACAUACAGCAAACUACUAAGUAAAACUGAUAAAAGUGACAGAACAACAAACCCUAUUUCCAUGGAGACAUCAACUAAAAAAGAAACAACCAAAACUGAUUCAACUCCCAAACCCACGGAUAUUGUGACAACAACUAAAAGAGACGCAGCUGUGGAAACUACACGGGCUGUACCAGCAGUUGCUGAGUGCAUAAUUCCCUCUAAAGAUACAACAACUGGUGAAAAAGAGAUGACCACCCUCGCCACGGGUACUAGCUAUACUACUGAAAAAGAAACAGAAGAUUCCCCUGAAGAGUCCCCUAGCUUUGACAAGAAAGAAGAAACUACAGUGAUCAGAGGUAGAACAACCACAGAGAAAAAAGACACGAUAGAAGAAAUGUUUCUUGUUUCUAGGGGGACAUCAAAGCCCGACAUACAUUUCCAGGAGAUUACUGACACACAUGAUGAGCCUUCUCCAUCCAGCCCUGAAACUAUGCCAGUAGAGGAGGCUGAGAUAAACAAGCCUUUAAUACAAACUGCAGACUUGCCAGUUGUAUCCGGAGGAGCAGAAAUGGGGAAGGCUGAUGAGAAGGACCUGUGCAGUGGGAAGCCGGCAGAUGGCAUGGUUGCCCUGCCCAAUGGAACCCUGGCUGUCUUCAGAGGUCACUACUACUGGCUGCUGAAUGGCAGGAUGCCACCAACAACCAGCCCCCGCCGGAUCAGUGAGGGCUGGGGCAUCCCAUCCCCCAUCGAUGCUGUCUUCUCCAGGUGCAACUGUGAUGGCAAGACUUUCUUCAUCAAGGGUCCUCUGUACUGGCGUUUCACUAAUGGUGUAAUGGAUAACGGCUAUCCCAAACCUCUCGCAAAUGGAUUUGCAGGGCUAACUGGGAAAAUAAAGGCAGCCCUUCCAGUUGCAAGUUACAAUGGAAGACCAGAAUCUGUUUAUUUUAUCAAAAGAGAUGGCAACAUGCAACAGUAUGUAUAUAGGCAAGAACCAGCCAAGAAGUGCCAACGGAAAGCACGUAUUACCAUAAGAUACCCAGCUUUUGUCCCGAGACUCGUAAUAAGGAGACGCUUCCAACGUGCAGUAGGAAUGCCAACAGUUAUUCAGACUGUCAGAAUCAAUCCAUAUCAAUCUGGAGUUUUGCGCAAGGAAGUCAAAGUGACUGCCUACUGGAGAGGGCUCCCCAAAGUCAUCCAUUCGACGAUAUCAGUACCCAACUACAAUAAGCCAGACGGCUAUGAUUAUUAUGCGUUCUCUUACAAUCGGUACUACAGCUUGGAUGUGGGCAAAAGAAUAGCAAGACCUGUUACUGCUCUCACGGGAAAGACUGUAUCUAAAGACUGGUAUAACUGUCCUGAAAAGUGAUGCAGAGCAGAGGAUGUUUUAGAAAAGAUACCAUUUGAAUGUUGACAGUUUGUCUAAUUUUAUUAAUAAAGACAUUGAAAUGUGUGCACACAAAUCUAAGUAUAAAAUGCUGCUUUAAGCAUUCAUUACACUAAACUAACUGCAGGCAAACUGGCACAUUUGUAUACACAGCUGUAAUUACAGAUCAUUUAACUAAUAUUGCCUCUGUUCAGGCCUCCUCUGCCUCCCAUUGCAUGAGUUACACCUGUGUUGAGAAAGAAAACAAAUGCAUUAAUAGAAAUACUUCUCAGCCAUUUAAUCAAACAUUGAUGCAUCUGAUGUUUCAUCCUCCUGUAAGGAAUUGCUACUGAAAUGGGACACUUCCUAUCUGGAAAACUCAAUCUCCCUCUUACUCCCUUAGACUUUGCUGAUAUGGCUACAUUAUACUUCUGUCAUUAGGAAAACGUGGUUGACUAAAGAUUUUACCUCAGGCUCUUUGUCAAAAGUACAAAUACGGCAUUCUUUUGGUUAUUAAAACAAAGGGUGAUAAAUGAUUAGGAAAAUCUAUCCAAAGUCAUCAACCUCACUUCUUACAAAAAUUUCAUGUAUUUUAAUGCUACUACAUUAAAUAAAACAUUAAAAUAAUACUAAAUGGAAUAAAAUUUGACUAAGGAUUUUUUAAAAUGCUGACAAGUAAAGUUAAAAAAACCCUUGGUUUUAACAUAUGCCCUCAAAAUAUUUUUAAAGCCUUUUUAAAAAUUUUCAAGUGUAAGAUUUAUUGCCAUUCACCUUUUCUCUAUUGGUAAGAACCAAGUGCCACAUAACAUGUUUGCUUAUUACAGCUUUUAGGAUAACACAUUGAAAGCCAGGACUGGGAUGUUUUAUUCCUGAUUUACAAACAAACAUAUGCAUAGAAAGUAGGACAUAUAUAGUCGCUGAAGGAACAAAGUAUUAAAGACUAGUUCGAUAGGGAAAAAAAGCUGUGAACACUUACCCCUCUGUCUGUUGAACUGACGACCACGAACACCAGUUCUUAAUGUUGGUGGCUGAAGCCUUACACGUCGAAACAGCUUAAGCUGAUUACUGCUUGUGUCUGUGAAGUGGAAGUACAGGGAAGAAUAUCUGCAUUUAGUACAGUUUUGCACUACCACUUGAUGUACAUUAUUCUCUUGGAUUUGCCCUAAAAUUAUCAAGGUGCAUCCUAUUUAAUUGGCAUAAUCUCUGCUAUAAAUAAAAGCUUCAGAACAUUUAAGUUUGGUAUUUUGUUCAUCGUCUAUGCUAUCUGGUAACGUGGUAACAGAACAGUGAUAAACACUGUUCUCUGACAAUUUGAUUGAAAAAAACUACUUUAAAACUGACACAGUUACCAUUGGAUGGAAUCAUCUGUGUAUCAAGAAUUUGCUCUUUGAAGCAUAUUUACCAUGGACACAUCAGUUACUCUGGUCCAAAUAAAACUGAUUUGCCAUUAGGACUGAAAACA
This is a messenger RNA of Coturnix japonica (Japanese quail), 4152 nucleotides long. The record is from RefSeq and is a predicted model, not a curated record. Lineage: Eukaryota; Metazoa; Chordata; Aves; Galliformes; Phasianidae.